UAAAUCGGGCUACGUAUACCGCCGUGUUUACAUUAGGGGAUUAGAAGAGUUUAUUUUUUAUUUAGGUAUGCAAGCAACGUAUAUCAAUAUUAGGCCUUCAUUCAUGUACUCGUGUGCAUGUAAUCAGCAUGCCCUUCAAUAUUAUGUAAACCAGGCUAUUCAAGUACUGUAUAAUUGACAUUUAUGUGCGUUUGAGCGCAGCGACAUAAGCUCAUAAAUGAUUUCUUUAGGCGUCGUGUUAAUGGAACAGGUGUUCGAGUUGACAAUGAGUUGUUUUGCAUGAGUGUAUGUUGGAACGGAGUGUAACUUCAUUCUGAGCUUAGCCACACGUAACACGAGACAGUUCAUUUUAUGUUAUAACAAACUGGACACUUAUCAUGGAGGAAGCAACUCUCCUUCAAGUUAAGGAACUUUUGAAAGACUCCUUUACUUCCUUCAAAAGAGAACUCAAGGAAGAAACAGAGACACAGUCUACAAAACUGUUCAAGAAAUUUCGAGCGGACAGUAACGACAACAUUGACUUGAAGAACCGCGGAAAUCGUAAGCAGCAUGAAUUCAACAUCCAGGUCGCUAAUAGCAUUGAAGAGGCAGCUGAAUAUCUCAAGAGGGCGGAACAAGCCACAGAUUUUGAAAAACAACAACAGCUUCUAGAUGAGGUCAAGCGCUGCAAUACUGAAGGUAUAUCUUUGUUACAUAAACGCAAUAAAUUAAUACGUUUGGCAGAUGGGUCUGAAACGGGUUGGCUUGCUGUCGAUGAAUAUGAACAAAAACCAAUCGCUUCAGAUAGCGAAGAUGAUAAACGCCUUAAGCAAUCUGAUAGAGAAGCUGCUCGUAAACUUAAAUCACGCAAAGCAAAAUCUGGCGGUAGAUAUUCAUAUUUCAGGUACGGUAGAGGCGGCUUCAGAGGCGGCAGAGGGUCGUCCACUCCUCCUAAUACCGAGAGCAACCAGUGGCAGCAAGGUGCAGGAGGCGGCAAUGGGUUCAAGCGUACGCCAAAGCCAUCAGACAUCUGUUUCAGAUGCGGCCAAACGGGGCACUGGAGUUACAUGUGUUCCAGAUUUUCCGGCAACGGGUCCGAUAGCAGGCUCAACAAGCAAAAUUGA
Owenia fusiformis is the source of this 1103-nucleotide messenger RNA. The record is from the annotation of a GenBank genome assembly. Lineage: Eukaryota; Metazoa; Annelida; Polychaeta; Sabellida; Oweniidae.